Molecule: messenger RNA, 924 nt
Organism: Saccoglossus kowalevskii
Lineage: Eukaryota; Metazoa; Hemichordata; Enteropneusta; Harrimaniidae
Product: nuclear receptor subfamily 6 group A member 1-like
Biological process (GO): regulation of DNA-templated transcription
Molecular function (GO): zinc ion binding; DNA-binding transcription factor activity; sequence-specific DNA binding
Source: RefSeq, a predicted model, not a curated record
UUAACACCAGAAGAAAUUGAGCGCAUCAUGAGUGGAGAGGAGUUUGAACAAGAUGGAUGGAAUUAUCAAGGAAUCAACGGGAACAUCAGCCCCACACGAAGUGACGGAUUGUCUGAACAACCAUCUCCAACACUUAGCAACCCCAUGUCCGAUACCAUAGAGAACAUUUCCUCUGACUCUGAUAUGGCCAACCGCUAUGAUGGCGAGACGUACGUCCAACACAUUGAGCAGUUGAUGUAUGCCGAGCAGCAGGAACCGUUAAAACUCCCGUUUACUUUCCCGGACGGGCAUAUAAUCACGCAUACUGAACUCUUUGAACUUCUCUGCAAGUUUGCUGACCAGAUCCUCUUCUAUCAGACGGCAUGGGUGAAGCGGCUGCCAUUCUUUCGUGAAGUGCCCAUUAAAGACUUCACACUCUUGCUGAGCAAAACCUGGCACGAGAAUCUGAUCCUGACGGCCGCCUGUAACCACCGCCGGAAGAUCUUUAACGAAUUGUCCCGGGUGACUCGACGAUACCAACCCAGUGAGGAAGAGCUGAAACACUUCCCUCAAGAAGGUAUGGAGAUAAUGGAGCGAAUGGUUGUAUUGGCAUCUAAGUUUCAACAACUCAAUAUCACCCCAGAAGAGUAUGUCUGCAUGAAAAUUGUAAAUUUUCUCAAUCCAGAUGUUGAAGGUAUAACAAGCCCUGAAAUUAUUGAGCAGAUCAACAAGCAGUACUGGUACGCAUUCCAAGACUACACCGAAUCACGCAGCAGACACCAUCCCGGACGAUUCCGUGAGCUGAUGAUGUGUCUUCCUGAGAUACGCUAUACAGCCAGCAAGAUGCUAGAUAUCCCCGUGGAGCAGAUGCCGCUCCUUUUCAAAGCCAUUAUGCAUGCCUGUAACAUCCAAGUCCCUGAGAAUCCGUAUCCCCCGCCGGUCUAA